This is a messenger RNA of Pollicipes pollicipes, 1318 nucleotides long. RefSeq lists its product as uncharacterized. Gene Ontology annotation, molecular function: protein binding. Lineage: Eukaryota; Metazoa; Arthropoda; Thecostraca; Pollicipedomorpha; Pollicipedidae. The transcript has 8 exons. The record is from RefSeq and is a predicted model, not a curated record. The coding region runs from base 50 to 1231 and encodes 393 amino acids.
GGCCGCGUGGGUGGGCCGCUCUGACGCACCUCCCUGACAGCACCACAUCAUGGAGCUGCUGCGGUCGCAAGCCGAGGUGCUGCGGCCGCUGGCGGAGCAGCUGCAGCUGCUGGUCGGCGAGGACGAGCUGACGCGCACGCUGGUCCGCCUCGGCCUGGCCGAGGCCUCGCCCACCGGCGAGCGGACCAAUCACACGCCGCUCGCCGAGCAGGCGGCCAAUCACACGCCGCUGGCCGAGCGGGCGACCAAUCAGACACCGCUGUGCGAGGCCGGUCCACAAGACGACACCCCGCGGCUGUCGCUGAUAUCGGCCGUGACGCGGCCUCCCCUCAGCCGUGACAGUGAACUCGCCCGCCGCUGCCACCGCCUGUUCGAGUCGGGCGAAAACACCGAUCUGAAGUUUCCCGUCCUCGGAGACUCAGUGCUGCCGUCCCUGCUGGGCACGCCCAGUCCCGCCAUCUCUGAGAAGCAGCCGACAGUUCUGCUUGCGCACGCGCCGGUGGUGGCAGCACGGUCGGAGUGGCUGCGGCGCGCGCUAGCCUCCGGCAUGCGAGAGAGCAUAGACAAGCAGAUCUCUAUCUGCGACGCGUCGCCGGCCAUCUUCCGCUCGAUGCUGGAGUUUCUCUACUGCGGUCACGUGACGCCGGAGAACUGGCCACCGGAGCAGCUGAUGGAGCUGAUGGUGCUGGCCGACCGGUACGAGCUGGACGACCUGAAGCACUCGUGCGAGGCCCUGCUGGAGACGCACAUCGACGAGGACUCGGUCUUCUGUCUGCUCAGCAUCGCCGAGCAGUACAACGCACGCAAGCUGAAGAGCUCUGCGCUGGAGUUCGUCGCCACCAACCCGGAGGUGGUGCAGACGGAGCUGUUCCUGGAGCUGAGCCCCAGCCUGCAGGCCGAGGUGGAGGAGACGGCCGUAUGGGCGCCGCCCAGGGCGCACCUGGAGUGUGACGCCUCCCACAAGCGGCCCCGCCCGGCGCCGGCGUCGCCGGGCGACUCUGCCGAGGAGCUGGUCAACCUCACGCGCGGCAUCCACCUGCGAGAGACGUCGCGCUCGUCGUCGAGCUCGCAGGAGGAGUCCGGCCCGCCGGCCGGCGGCCGCCUCGAGGCGUGCCUGCAGCGGCUGCGCAGCAUCGUCGGCGAGGACGUGGCGCGCGCCGAGCUGAUCCGCGUCGUGCUCGCCGCCGACUACGACGUCAACCGGGCGCUCAACUUCUUCUUCUCGGCCUGAGCGGCGCCCGCGGCGAGGGCGCGCGUCGCCCUCUGCUCCGGGCUGGAGCGGCGUGGGAGUGUGCGGGAGCGGGACGCGACGUGGUGA